CUGGAAUACGGUACGUGAGCAUUGGAAUAGGAAGCAUAACGGCGGGCACUAUGCCCUCGAAGACAGGGAGCGAGCAAAGACCUUUCUUGACGAUUGCGUUAGCGAGGCCUGUCGGAAAACGCAUCAAUGCCCGGGAUGGCCUGGAGACUAUCUACCCACUGCUGCGAGUAAUGCGGACGGCGUCAGGGACGAGCAAGCUGAUAGGACGAACACGCGACCGACCGAGCAGGAGAUGGAGGAGAUGGCACAGCUCUUCAGCGCCGACGGCUGGUACAACGUGCCCUUCCCUCCACCUCCCCUCACGUACGAUCCGGCCAUAGUGGGCGACCUGUGGACGAACACCUGGACCAUGAUGCAGCAUACAUCGUUGGCCCAAGACGGGGGACUGAGACAGAACGCCGUAAAGAACUUCGGUCGGCUGUAUGCGCUGAUAGGCCCGAGGUACCAGGUGCGGAGCCCAUGGGAGUGCUGGUACCGGUGGACCGUUCGGUGGUGCGAUUCUAAUCCGCUCGGCUGGGAUGAGGGAUCGGGGUGCUGAGGACCUUGAGGUGGCGGAGUCCCUCGUGGAUUUUCAGCGCAAAAGCAAGUGUUUUGCGGGGAACGCUAGUUUGACUUCGAAUGCCUCAGGAGAAAAAUCUGAACCUCUGCAGUGCGGUGCCAAUUAAUCGUCUGAGAUCUCCAGCGACGUGCCCAAUGGCGACAAUGUGAGAGGCAGGAAAGGGAAAGCAGUGGUUCGGUGAGUUUGGAGUGGCUCCCGAAGACAAGAUGACAAAGAAAGGGCAAGGGAUGGACACGUGGAUUGCUGCCUGUGAAAGGCGGCGCAAGGAGUU
Messenger RNA from Fomitopsis serialis, 830 nucleotides. RefSeq lists its product as uncharacterized. The transcript is spliced from 3 exons. NCBI's taxonomy places the organism in Eukaryota, Fungi, Basidiomycota, Agaricomycetes, Polyporales, Fomitopsidaceae. The record is from RefSeq and is a predicted model, not a curated record. Bases 233 to 538 code for a protein of 101 amino acids.